Messenger RNA from Xyrichtys novacula (pearly razorfish), 18486 nucleotides. The record is from the annotation of a GenBank genome assembly. NCBI's taxonomy places the organism in Eukaryota, Metazoa, Chordata, Actinopteri, Labriformes, Labridae.
GUCUCUGCUACGUCAACCCCACGACGACAUUUCUUUGCAAUCUGUGCUGGUCCUGCAGAAAGUGAAGAGUUUCUGUUGACCUCCGCGAAAUACUUUCCGAUUAAAGGACCCGAAGCAAUCGCUAAUCGAUAAGGAUUUUUUCCCACAGAGAGAUUCUGCAACAACUGAACCGAGGAUAUCCAUUCAGGUUUCACCCAAAAGCAACAAAAUGACACAUUUUAAUAAGGGACCAGCCUACGGAUUGUCUGCCGAAGUGAGGAGCAAAGUAAGUUUUCCAUGAGUGGGUUCAUCUUUAUGUUUUACCAGGGGAAAAAAAUCAUUUUUAAGGAGGUUUGCGUAAUUUUGCGUGUGCGUAAAAGUUGAUUCAACACAACUGCAUCCAAAUUUGCUCUUUUAACAAACUGCGCGUUACCGCUAUUUUUUUUUCUUGUUUGUUCGCACCGUUUACAAAGGGACAAAGCUUCAUCAGUACUGCAGCUGAAAGUCAGCAGACUUCAGGGUAAACUUAGUCCAAAAUCCCCUGAUCUGGAAUUUGGAAGCCUCUAUGAAAAGGGUGCUAUACAGGCCGGAGUCAGAAGUGGGACGCGCAGUUUGGAGUAAAAUGAUCCCCGAUUCCUCAAACUCUCCAAAAGUUCACUCCAACAAGAGGAGCGCAGUAGUGAGGGGAAAGGUGAAAGUUUUCUGUGAACGGAUCAGAGAUAAAGAGAUGUUUGUUGUCGAUGCCAAAUGAAGCUAAGUUGGAGUUUUUCCUUCCAAAAAAAAAAAACAUUAUGUAAGCUACUUCUACCAAAUAGUGGACCGGGGCUGUAAAGGGAGUUCCGAUGGUAGUCCGACGCCACUAUUUUCCUCUCAAAAAAGUUCCUCUAGUUCUCCGUCCUGGUGGCUGCAAGUACUGCAGGACUGGUGAGAUCUGCUCAUGGUUUUAUAACUUUGGUGAUUUGUUUGGAGGAAAUAUAGCCCACUUAGUUCUAUUUUCAUAGUGGAAAGUGUUGAAUAGCCCACUACAGUAUUGUUUGUGUGGCGAGGAGCUCAGCAUCAUCAGGGGCAAGAUGACUGGCAGCUGAUAAAUAGACGAAGGCUAUAAUAGUUAUGAUAGGCACUCCUAGCCUUUAAGAAUAAUAGAUUACAGAGAACAGUCAGACUCCUGAAGAAAUAAAAACAAGACUAGAUAAAACACAAUAGUGAUGACUGAAAUAGGGGAGACCGGGGCUUGUUGUCACACUUCUUACACUCUUGUAUAUUUCUUGCAAUCAAUACAUCAUAUACAAACAAAAUGUGUACCGGAUGAAAGACCAAAGUGUUGGGUGUAAAUAACGUGUUCAUGUCAUUUUUAUAUCUUGUGUCAGUGCAGCAGUGUUGUUUUCGUUGACGUCAACGUCAUCGUCGGCGAAAACAACACUGAGGAAUAUAUGUUUAGCGUUUGACUGACGAAAUGCUUAGGAAUUUUGCAACUCUGUUCGUCAUCCACCACUAACAUUUUUGUCUAGUCUCGUCUCGUCACAUUUUAGUAAUCUAAGACUUAUGUUUAGCUCGUCAACGUCACGUCUUCGUCAUGGAAACAAAAGGGGACAAAAACGACAUUGCAGUGCAGAACUAUAAAGGUCCUUACACACCGGGAGCGUUUUUUCGUGCGAUUAUUUUGGACAUCAAUAUUUUUUUUUGAACCCGUAUCCUGUCAAUACAAGUGUUCACAUCAGAGACGUUUUCCCUUCCUGGCAUUUAUUUUUUCGUAAAUUCAGUAAAAUUUUCUAAAGUUUCGCAUACUGUGGGUUCACUUCUGACCAAUCAGAUUUUGUGUUGUUGCGACGUCAGAUUCACUGGUAGAUAUCCAACAUGGCCGACCGGCUGAUUGUUUACGUGUCGGAGAACAGAGUGAUUUUUGAUAAAAGACACAAAUAUGACAAAGAUAACGACCUGAAGGACAACUUGUGGAGAGUCAUAGCGUUGGAUUUCUCAUAUGAUGAUGGUUUGUGUGCUUUAACAGUUUGCUAAACGUCUUUGUUUUAACUUUCAUCUGUACUAAGAAACUUUAGCUCGUAAGCUAACCUGUUCAAAUACAACAUACCAUAUGUAUUUUCACUGUCUCAAACUCAAUCGUGUUGCUGUCACAGCACCAUUAGGUCUCAGUUGAUACCUUAUGUUUAUGGAUUAUAGUUUAAUGUGCUUAUCUGGUACUGUCCCCGACUCAGUGCAUGCGAUCAUGACAGACAGACAUCUCAACACAAGUGUCUUAUCAGAUCUGAAAAACACUCAGUCUGGUGUUGUAUCAGUCUCCUUGCUUCCACACAGAACAUGCCCCCCCCCCCCCCCCGAAAGUCCCAAAAUCACAUCACGCUUGAUGUGUAUAGUCAGGCGCGUCAAAAUUCGCCUCCGAAUAUUUUGUAGUUUUGCGUUGUAUAUUUGUGACCAUCACGGUGCGCAAGGACCUUAAGCAAUCAAAUAGAGAGUGUUAACAAGUGACAUGUCGCCCCACCAUCAGGUAAGUUGUCCUACUACAUGGGGUAAGAUAUCAUAGUGGAUUUUGCAGCUAAUAAAACAAGGACAAAGUUAUUGUUGUUUUCAUUUUUUUUAUUUGAAAGUGAACAUCAAAGUCAGGCACAGAAAAUGUUUAACAUUGAGCUAAAAAAAGUAAUUGAACAAACGUUAACAUAAAAUAUUAUGCAACAUGCUCUAGAGUUUGGAGAGCUGUCUGACUUUGUCUUUCAGCUGGGAUGAAUGUUUUGCAGUACUGAGCCAAGGUAUGGUAGUUGACAUUAAAGUCCUUUAUUGUCCUCCAGAUUGAUUUAUUAGCUAGGAUCACCUGCCUGACUGCCCUCAGCAUCAGGUCAAGCACUGCACUGCUACAUUUAGUUUUUCUUUUGUAAUUCCUGACCAUGUCUUCUCACUCUCUCCUCACCUUUGGACCACUCUUUUCUCUUUAAAAAAUAAAGUCAAAAUUUCAUAAUGAAAACUGCUGAUAAACACUCUCUAUGUUAAUUUUAAUCCCUUUUAAACAUGUGACAACUAACCCCAAAGUGACUGAGACAUGUUGCCCCAAAUUACCAUGUUUGCUAAUUCUAGCCCUAGCUUAAAGUUAGCUUAAAACAGAAGAAUGACUGACCUAUGACUGGACGCCUUAAUCUCUCCUCUAACAAGUCCUCAUAUUUCACUGCUUGGAUUUUUAUCUGAAAGAAGCUUAUUUUAAAAUAUAGAAAGUUAACUAUUUUUUUACUUAAGGUUGUACAAAAUCGUUAAUUGGCGCUCAUUUCAGCUCACAAUGUACUCUUCUCCUCUCUUCUCAGACAGGAUACGACCCCUGACCAUGUAAAGGAAUAAAACUAGAAUUCCACUUUUUAGUUGCGCCCUCUGGUGGCAAAGAUGAUUGCAGUGUGACAACUUACCCAUGUGACAACAAGCCCCGGUCUCCCCUAAUGCUCAUAAAAGAGAAAAAAGAUCCAUUUUAACCUCUACCAGACUUAUCUUGGGUCCUCAGGAAGGGAGCUCCAAACUUUAGAGUGAUCCUUCUGUGGUAAAGCAUAACUAUACUUCCUUUUGGCUUUCAUUUCAAUCAGUCUCUCAAUGACCAAUCACAGUUAAGCUGUAGAUAGGGUGUGUAACCCUGGGAGACCCCCAGGAUUCUUUGACAAGUUACUGGUGAGGCUUUGAGGACCAAACAGCUGGCCAACUUUUGAUGUAAUCACUCUGUUGUCUAUUUUUAGCUACAUCAGUGUCCAUCAGAUGGUUAGACCAGCUUGCAGUUAUAUGUGUGUUUUUUUUCAUUUUUUCAUUUUAUUUUAUUUUAGGAAUUUGAGGGAAAUAUGCAUCAGAGAGAAGGCGCUGCAAGUUCUUAUUCUCAAACCUUUCAUCACAGAGUAAAUCUCUGUACACUGAUGUUAGAGCACGAUAAUCACAAACAUUAAACAAUAAUGAUACUACUAUUAAAAGGAGUAGUGUAGUAAGCCUAUUUAAUGAUGAUAUAGUGGUAGAAAGAUAAAUAAUUAAGUGUUGUUGUAUACUGAAUGGAAAAUGGUGCAAAGACACUGAAAAAUGUUGAUUUAUGGAAAAAAGAUUAAAAUUUGAUGCCAGCAACACAAUUCAGGACUGACUGUUUUCAGUACGUGGAGAGUCGGCGCUGCAGGCAGCCCAGUUCAGCACAUGGACUUUUGCACUGUGGAGCCAUGCUGUUGUGAUGUGUACAAAAUAUUGGCAUCUCCUGAAGAGAUAACUCAUGUGAAUCAUGGUACCAGCUAAAAAAUAAAAAAGUAUAUAUAUAUAUAUAUAUAUGUAUAUGUACACUACAGGCCAAAAGUUUGAAAGCAAGAUCAGAUUUGUACAAAAAAAGAUCAUAGUUUCAUUAAUAUACUUUGCAACACAAUAAACAUGACUUUUGUGUAAAGAGUAACUUAUCAGAAGACAUUUUGACUAUAAUUAUUAGGUAUUUGAGUUAUUGUUGCUUAGACUUUGCUUUCUUUAAAGUAACCUCCUCUGGCUUUAACAACAGCUUGACAUAUACCAGGCAUUCGUUCCACAAGUUUUCUAAGAUAUGUUCCAGGGAUUGCAUUCUAAGCGAUCGAUCCAAUUCAUCCCACACAAGCUCUAUUGAAGAAAGGUCUGGAGACUGAGGGGGCCAAACCAUCUUUUGAAGAACACCUUCCUCUUCUUUUUUGUCUAGGUAACCCUGACAGAGCUUGGCAGAGUGCUUAGGGUUAUUGUCUUACUGCAAAACAAACUUGUGACCCACAAGCCUGAGUCCAGAUGGAACAGCAUGGUGCUGAAGGGUGGAGUGGUACUGUCCCUUCUUCAUGAUACCCUUUACUUCAAACAAAUCUCUUACUCCAUCACCUGCAAAACAUCCCCAUACCAUGGAACUACCUCCUCCUUGCUUGAUUGUGGGUGUUACAUAUGGUGCUUUCAGAUGUUCACCAGUUUGUCUGCGGACAUUGACUCUGCGUUUUGAACCAAACAGUUCAAACUUUCUUUCAUCGGUCCAGAGAACUUGUUUGUUGUUAUCAAAAGUCCAAUUUUUGUGAGCUUUUGCCCACUCAUAUCUCUUUUUCUUGUUCUGUGGAGGAAGUAGUGUUUUUUUGCAGAUACACAACCCUUCAGACCAGCCUUUCUCAAACGUCAUUUCACAGUUGUCAGAGAUAUGGGUUUCGACCUUGUCAUGUUGAUUUCCCCCCUUAUUUUUGGUGCUGUCUUUUGUCGAUCUCUCUUUCUAGUGACAAUGCUAUGUUUGUCCUCUGCUUUUGUAGUAACUCUCUUUCGUCCAGGCCUUUUACUAUCAUCAAAACUUCCAGGUUCCUUUAGUCUCUUCAGAGUGUAGUGGACUCCUUUGUUAAACACCUUUAGGCGUUUUGCAAUUUCUCUUUCUGUGUAUCCUUCUUUCUCUCCUCAAUGUACAAAUCUGUACUUUUGUUUCUAUACUCAGUUGCUUAUUUCUAGCCAUUUUUGCAGUAAUUUGAACACAGUUGAGAUUUAUUAGAAUUUUUGUACGCAGACUCUCAAAAGCCAAAAAGUUAUAGUGAAUAAUCCAACUGUGAUUUGUUUUUUUGCUUUUGCACUUAAGUUGUGACUCUUGCAAAUGUUUUCAACCCUGCAACUAAGCCCUUAUUUUCUUUUGCUGACAUAUAUUUAGCAAUAGUCUGUUAAUAUCAAUGUAUAUAAAGGUAAAUGGAGUAAAAUGGUGCAUUUCCAUGAAAGCAACAUCUGAUCAUGGAGUAAAUAAUCUUUUUUUCAACUCUAAGUUUAUCCCUAAAUUUCUCUUUUUGUAUUUGUAUUUAUGCUGCUGUAAUUUUUAAAUUUCCCCCCAUGGGACUAUUAAAGGAAUAUCAUAUUUUAUCUCAUCUAAAAAUAGAAGGUUCUCUGAAGCCUGCUGUACAUACAGGCUUAAAGAGAGGAUCAAACUUUUCAUUUCCAAUUGUUCUCAGUGUGUUUUUCACAAAACAGUAACAUUUUCAGUUUCGUCAUUUGAUUUGUUCAAUCCAGGAAUUAAAGUAAUAAUUUCUUUUUUGCUUUUAACACACUGGCACAACUUUUCUGGAAUUGGCUUUUAGUAUAAACACAGCAAGAAGCAACUUCCCUUCACUCUAUGUUUAGGAUUUGUCUAUAAGCUGUAAUAAUUGUGGUCUUUUGCAGUUGCAGUCAAGUAGUUAACUGUGGUAAAAAUCUCAUAUGUCAGAAAGUGCACAUAAACAAAAGGAGGAGGACAGGCAGGGGCCCAUCUGGGUUCCAUUGCACAAGUGUGAUCAGUAGUCUAUGCUCUUCUCUGAGCUGCAUACAACACAUUCCUGGGAUUCUUCAGUGAACACCCCUUCAUGAGGACCCCAUCCACUCAGGCUCAGUCCACUGUGUUUCAGUUUGACUCCGCUCAAGUGGCAUCACAGUAAGGGUGUCAUAUGGGUGUCAGAGGACAUACGCUUUGUGUGCCGGUUUGCUCUACGGCAAGUUAUGUGGAAAAAUGUCGAAACUUGAUGAAAACAAAAAGUAGAUAUUAAUGAUUAACAAUUUUUUUUGGUUUAUUUAUAGUUAUAUUUUAACUAAAAGUGGUUUUAAAUGUUUUAAAAGGUGUGUGUGACAUAGGAAAUAUUGUGCUAUUGGCUUAAACAAAAAGGAAGCUCUGAAUCAGUUUGUUCAAAAAUUUCUGCACCUCAAAUCAUUCAGCCUUCUGGAUUACAUCCUUCAUAACCCAGAGACCUUGUAUUUAUUAUGACUGUGAACACUAUCACUUUUUAGCCUGUGUGUUCGUACGCACUCGUGCACGCUUGUGACCUCCACAGUCUCUCUCUCUUUGUGCUGGUUGUGUCCCUCAGACACACACACCUGUCUCCUCCUGUUCCUUUCCCCUCUCUUUCCACGUGUGGCUGCCUGAUUGUUUGCACCACUGUUGCACAACGUGUCGGGUCCACCAUUAUUAACCUUGGCAGGAGCUGGAGCUGCCUCUUACUCCCAAACUUUGUUUCAAAUCAAGUCAAACUUUAUUUAAAGGGAUAUUCUGGCGUAAAUUAAGUUAGGUUGUGUUUAGUCUCUUUGCUAAAGAAAUCAGGCAAUGCUAAAAAGAUGUUUGGUGGCUAGUACUAUGGCUGGGACCCUGUAUGUACUGUUGAUGAAGUUAGGUGCUGUACUGAGCAUUAUUUGUGGCUAUCGAGUGGCUUUUUGGUUGAGCGUGUGGCUCUGUGUAUUGCUAUCUGCGGUCGUUUCUAAAGUUGGUAUAACAAGAGAAGCAAGCGGUUGGUCAAAUUCAUCUCUCGAACUCUGUGUUAUGGUGUGUUUGACUCUAACUUAAUUUUACACCGGAAUAUCCCUUUUAAAUAGCAAUUUCAAACACAAAACAACACAAUGUGCUUCAAAGUUACAACAAAUAGUACAAAUGGAUGAAAAAUCUACAUACAAAAUAUGAAGCAUACGUACAUAUUGCAUGCAUAUAUGAACACAAAUGGGAAAACAUGCAUAAUAUAACACAUACAACACAGAUGUGCCCACACAUGUGCUUUGAGGUUUGUUGGUGGGAUGGUCAGGAAACACUGCCUAUGGACUUGAGAGUCCUGGCUGGUGUAGCUGGUUAGCAUGUCUCUUAUGAACUUAGGGGCAGAGCCACCCAGAACUCUGUGCUGGCUUUGAUUGGGAGCCAGUGGAGGUAUUUAAGAACUGGUGUGAUGUCCUCAAACCUUUAAGUUCUUGUGAGAACUCUUGCAGCUGUAUUUUAAAUCAAUUGUAGCUGUCAGCAGAAGUCUUAUCUGAUAAAUAUACAGGCAUGUUUGAAUGUCUCUGUGUCUGAUUGUGGAAGAAAGCCCUUGAGUUUGAGUUUUUUUUUUUUUUUAGAUGAUAAAACGAUGGAUGUGUGAUUUAAUUGAUAGGACUUUUAAAGCCAGGACCUGGGGAACAUCAAUAGUAGUGCGAGUCAUUAGAGAGAGCUGACCUCGGGGGAUUAUUGGGGCUUACUUUGGGCAAAACACCAGAAUGGAAAGCACCAUUAACACCAUUUCACACUGAUCUGAGCUACUUAUGAUGAAGUGAAAGUGAGAGCCAUUUGAGAGGAGGGGUUGUGCCCAUGCUCUGCUCUAAUGGAGAUGAGUGAUGGUGUUAGCUUUAGUUAUUGCUAAAUAAUGUAGUAAAUUUGUUGUAUAAAGCCAAUGCUGCUAAUCUUUACAUCCUGUUAUAGAACAGCAUUAAUUGAUUCACACAAGUGGUAAUUUAUUGCACCUCAUGCACAGAGACUAUAAGCCUCGAUUCCACAUCUGGCACAUGAUCACAUCUCACUCCCCACUAUGGCUUUCUAGUUUUUUACUAUAUCCACUCUGUCUUAUCUUCAGAUUAAAGCCAUAAAAGCCCAACAGUACUAACCAAAUGUUCAUUUCUUAAUGGAAGUUUAAUUUAAAUUCAAUAUUUGCACUGAUUCAAUCUCAAUUUCUGUACGGACUUUAUUUAAAUACCAGAAGUUGAGCUUUUCAUGUCAUUUUAUUCACUUGAUAACUGUCCAGCACACAUUCAGAUUAAAGCUGUUGUGAAUCCCACAGCAGAGCACAGACAGAGUGGUGUUGGGUCACACUGGGGAUACACUGUUCAAACAACUUAUUUUAACUUUCGAAUAUCAAUUAGCUUUUUACUGUUUAAAUUGUAUCGGAACCCCAAAUUUUAUUCCAACAGCCUGAGGGCUCACAUACCCUGGUCCCUCCGACCCAUACAUGAAAGCACAAAGGCAGUGCUGUGACCUGAGUGCUGUCAGGAAGUCCGUUUUUCUUAAAAUAAGCAUAUCUGUUUAUUAUAAACAAAAUAAGAAAAAACUUAGCUGAACUCUAACUUCUGUCCCAGAAAGACAGAAAAGGGAUAGUGAAUUCACAGACGACUAAUAGGGUUUACUUUUUACUUUGAGGGUACGCUCACACGAGGCCUGCAAGUAUCUUUAAUACUGAUGUCCUAACAAGACACACACACACAAAUGGCUCUCUAUUAUUAUGUAAUGUCUUUCAUUUAAAAGAAGCACAGUCACAGAGCAGGCAGAGUGGACAACAACAAAGAGAACAAUCAUUUUAUACUACAAGUUUUUGUUUUAUGUGUGUGUGUUAUAAUGCAUAUGUCGUGUCGUUUCAGAACAUCCAGAGUGAGAUGGAGAGAAAGGCAUUUGUUUACUAUUUCAAUGUUUAUGUCCAUAUAAUUAAUUGGAUUCAGUUGUCAUGCUUGACAAUUAAAACAGUUAGUAAGAUCAAAGAAAAGCAGUAAAUGGGUGCGGUUACAGAGGAAAAAUAAAUUAGUUUAAUCAAAAUUCAAACAACUAACCAAUUACAACUGACAACAAAUAAGAUUCAAUAGUCAAUUCUUGGGCAGUAAUCUAAGGAGCACCCUGCUAGAGUACCUCAGGCUGUGGUAAGGCUCAUCGGGAGUUAGCAGCUCUCAGAAAUAAGGUGGAGCCUGGUCAUUUAAGGCUUUACAAACAAAUGGUAAAAUCCUGAAAUCUUGUCUAAAAUUCCCUUAGAGCCAGUACAGGGCAGCAAGGACUGGUGGUCUGUGGUCGCCUCUCUUACCAAGUGUUAGAAACCUGGCUGCAGCAUUUUGAAUUAUUUGUACUUUUCAAAGUUUGUGCUCACUGAUGUCAGAAUAAAGUGCAUUAGAGUAGUCCAGUCUGGAAGAAAUAAUACAUGAAUGACUUUUUCUAAGUCAGGAGGAGAGAGAAAAAGACCUGAUUUUGGUUUAGUGUCUCAGCUGAGCAAAGCAGGACUGCUUUGGGUGUCACCUCUCUGGUCACCUGGGUGUCAAAGGAAAGGUUUGAGUCCUCCUAUGUUUUGAACGUUGUAAGACAAGGCACAGAUUAUUAAUGUAGCUGGAACUGGGGUCGGGGUAGUAAUAGCAAUAACUUUAGAUUUGGAGUCAUUCAGCUGCAGGAGUUGUUCAGACAUCAAAUUCAUGAUUUCAGACAGACACCUGAGACGCUUUAAUGGUACCAGGUUUUAGUGGUAUAUCCCUGGAGUUUGGGUUUUCUUCUGGGUCGCUGUCUUAGAUCCGCUGUUUACCUUUUACCUCAAACAUCUACCUGCCUGCUCUGACUCCUGCAAUGUGAUUGGCUGCUCUAGGUCGUCUUCUUCCGCUCUUUAGGAAUAGGGUGGCAACAAGCACUUGAGGUGUAUUAGCGCCCUUAAGUUUUCCAGUGGAUAGGGGGUGUAAUAGAGUAUAAUUUCAUUUCUAUUGAUUAUUGAACUUUUGUUUUGUUCACAUCAAGACAAAGAUAUAUCCCUGUAAUUAUUGCUAUUGUUUUAUUUCCCAGUACUGCCUUAGCACAUUGUAGUAGAAACUCAUAGUAAGCCUGAGUAGAUUGUUGAGACAUGACAUCAUUGGUACCUGAGGGAUGUCAAGUAGAGCUAGUAUUAAUUCAAUAAAACCAGCUGUCUUCCCCCUGGAGAGGCAGUCAGUGAAAGCACCAGGAGGCUUGGCGUAGUGGAUAAUGGAGUCCCCAUACCACUAAAAUGAUCAGUCUUGGGACCUUUGGAAAUGGAAAGUUUGGAGCUUUAAUUGUCAAUUUCCCUCCUGGCAGUACAGGGAGCCAUCUUUCACCAUCUUCCAUCUCUUACUUUUUGAGCAAGGGAGUAUUUUUCUGCUUUUUUUGUUGUUGUUGUUGUUGUUGACAUUGUAGUUCCUAGCUUAAUGUUAUGAGGUCACUGCAUUGAUGUAGAAGUCCACAUAGUUUUACUCUUUUCAAAAAUGCAGAUGACCCAAUUUUAAAGAAACCUGCUUUGGUCAUCAUCAAAAAAACUGAAAUACAAGCUCCAGUAUUUUUCUAAUCAGGCACAUUGCAUAUCCACUUUGAGUAACAAGGACAAACACUCCAGAAGAGUAAUCUGUUGUCUGAGUGAAUUGUUUGUUACUUAUCGUCUAUCAUUCUUUUGUUAUUCCUUUAUCGUUCUCACACACACACAGCAGUCACAAAGCCCCGGUGGAUUGUAGGUGAUGAACGCAGCAUUUGAUAGACUCAACCAAAAGUGUUGUGAUGUGGCUGAGUGAGGUGACAAACAUGUGGAACCACAAGGGGAAAACUGGGAUUGGGGGUCAAAUCAGAGGAAGAUUUCAGCAAAACUGCAGGAUCAUUUAGAAACCAAAAAUUAGUUUAAUGUGUGUGGAUCAAAUGUCAACACAAUUAUAAAACCAAGAACACCCCUUUUAACAGUUUGAGGCUUUUUCUUUUUUUUUUUUUAAUGCAAAAAUUAAAAUCAGUCUUUCAAUCAAUGAGGAAGUACUGAAAGCCUUUUUCUAGUUAGAUUUCUACCACGUUCGUUCAGUUUCAAAAUGUGAAGUUAUAUGCACACCACAGAGCACAAAAACCUAAAUGUUUGUGUUUUUCUAUUUUGAAAAUGUGUGCAAGACAGAUAUGAUUCCUCCUGAUAUAUUUCCUCACUGCUUUUAUGUUUGAAUAUCUAUUUAAUCCUCUCUAUAAUUGAAUGCAAACUUAACACGACAUUUUAUCCUUCAGAUUGCUCAGAAAUACGAUACACAAAAGGAAGAAGAGCUCCGCUUUUGGAUCGAGGAGGUCACUGGAAUGUCUAUUGGAGAGAACUUUCAAAAAGGCCUGAAGGAUGGUGUCAUCCUCUGCGAGUAAGUCACUUUGUUUGUGUUUGUGUGGGAGUUUGUGCUGGUGUGUUUUUUCUGGCAGGGUGUAUGUUACAGCUGUGUGUGAAUAGAUGUGUUCAGACUCUGGUCUUUUAGUUUAAAGCCGUGACAGAAUGUCUGAAAGGUCAGAUGCUUUUUAAUGCUUUUGUACGCAAUCCUGCCUUCAUUCUCGCAUAGUGUACCCCUUCAACUAGCUCUAGAUGUCUUUAAACACUAUGCUUGCACUCAGUUUUAUAGUAAAUCACAUUUCCUUUGCCUCUUUAAAAAUUGCUGAAAAGAAAAGAAACUAUGGAGAACAGAUUUCUGAAGAUGCCAUUGAUCAGUGGUCAGCUACAAUCUGUUGAAAAUAUAAUCAGUAGAGCCAGUUGUAGAUAUAGUGGCAAAGGUCUUCAUAAUGUGAGAAUUGGUUUAUGUUGGUUGAGAGAAGAGCUUGGUAUUGUCUACAUAAAAUACUCAAACGCCCCCAGUGGUUGUGAAUCAAAGUAAAAUAUUAUUUUUUCAAUCCUCAAGUUUUUAUGUAAUCAAAUAAAAUAUUCUGUUAAGUAAAAACAGCAUUUCUCCAUUACUCACAGGUUUUGAAUACAAAUUGAAUACAAUACGUCAGUGCUACUGUACAUACAAACAUGCCUGUCAAAAUAGUUGGUGAGACAUAAGUUUAGAAACAGAAGUAGACGAGGUGAUCCUGCAUAAUUACAUGGACUGUUGUAUCCCUGCACUGACAGAAAUAUUGGAAAAACCUGGAGAAGUAAUCCAUUUCUUUGUUGAAGGGCACCUGGACCUGUUUGAGGUUCUUCAGAACAUUUGGCCUCUCUUCCAAAAGGCUUCUUCACUUUGUAUCUGACAUCAAACACACAACACAAACUGUACAGCAGAUCUGUUAUCUACUUAGCAAAAACAUGGUACAUGUUUGAUAACCUAUACUAAGAUUCUCAGUUGAAGUUUGUGAAUACUAAUUGACAUGGUCCACAUGACGGUGAAAUGGUUGCUUUAGAAAAUACCUUUAAUUUGUUGGGAAUUUUUACAGUGUGAAAGAGAGUUGUGCUUAAGCCACCACUAGGACUUCAAGUCCAAAAAAGCACUUUUGUUAGUCAAGCUCAGGACUAGAAGGAAGGAAGGGAGGAAGCAAGCUCCCAAACACCUACUGAGUGUUGUUAAAAUAAGAGGAAAAGUGGUGUAAACAUACCCCUGACCCAGCUUUUUUGGGGGGUUGUGUUCAGGCAUUAAAUUUAGAAUGAGUGAAAAAAAACAAUAAAGUUUAUCAGUUUGAACUUUAAAUAUCUUGUUUUUGAACGCAAGUCAAAAAGGGUUUGCAAAUCAUUGUAUCCUGUUUUUAUAUUCAUGUUUUACACAACAUCCAAACUUCAUUGGAAGUGGAGCCUGUAAGAUAAGAUAUGAUAGGUCUGAUGGAUAAUAGAGGCCACUGUGAUCAGUGAGAUCCCUGAAUUUUACUCUACACCUGUAAAGCUCACAUCAUUUACACACAAUGAAUCCACAUUGUAGCUACUAUAUAGCUAUUCUCCAGUAAACUAAAACAAAGGAACAGUCUUUAAAGUCAAAAAUGGUCCCUUUAUUCUCAAAACCAUACAGAUGAGAGGUUACAUAACAAAGCUGUUGUGAACAGUGGUGGCUGUCAAAGAGAAACCAGUAAAGGACAUUAGAAACUAUGUCCUGCAGUCAGGUGGAUAUUUUUGCAACAAUUAUUGGUGGAAAUUCAAUUAUUGAUUGGUUUGGAUAGCUGUUGUACAAAUUAUUAUUAUCAAAACUGCAUUUUGUAUUUACUCAGGUUAUCUUUGUCUUAUAAUUAGAUUAAUCUAGUGAACUGAAACCAUUAAGUUUGACCCAAAAAGCAAAAAUAGAAGAAAUCUGAAAGGGGGCAAAUACUUUUUCACAACACUGUAUAUGUGUUAAACAGUACAGCUGAGUGUUUGUAUCACACACUGAAACACUGGGCAUGUCAUAGAGUUUUUUAUUUUUUUUAUACAAACUGUCAUACAGUUGAAAGGAUGUUGGGUUUAAGUGGUUUUAUUUGAUUUAAAGUUAAACAUCCCUUUAACAGUUUUAGAUACAAACUUGUAUCCUUCCCAGUUGUUUAUUUCUCAUCUAUGAUACGUUUCUCUUUCUCUCCUAGACUUAUAAAUAAGCUGCAGCCUGGUUCAGUGAAGAAAAUCAAUCUUUCACAGCUGAACUGGCACAAGGUAAGAGGAUCGGAACUUGUAAAAUCUUUGGCCUGUAACAUAACAAAUUAAUUCAGUGUUCUUGCCCAGAAAUGAACAUUUAAAAAGCUUCUUCAGCACAUAAACAUCAGAUGCCCUCAGGAAGCAGUGGCUACUGUGUUUGAAAGGCUUUAUCUAAAUAACUGCUGCCUCAUGUUUUGUUUCCUUGGACUUCCCCUCAUAGCCCCCGUCACUUCUUUUUUUUAUGUUGCUCUUUUCAGCUGGAAAACCUUGGGAAUUUCAUCAAAGCUAUCCUGACCUAUGGCCUAAAGCCCAAUGACAUCUUUGAGGCCAAUGACUUGUUUGAAAAUGGGAAUAUGACUCAAGUCCAGACCACACUGCUUGCACUGGCCAGCAUGGUGAGUGGAAAAAACAGUGUCAUUGCGUACAGAGGAACACAUUUUCUGUUGUUGCAAUGAAAAAGGCCUCUGACAAGCAUUUCCUCUGUUAGGCAAAGACCAAAGGUAUGGACACAAAGAUCGAUAUUGGGGUGAAAUAUGCAGACAAACAAGCUCGACACUUUGACAACGAGAAGAUCAAGGCUGGACAGUGUGUCAUUGGACUGCAGGUGACUAUGGUUGUUGAUUUAGACCAAUGAAUGGGCCAGUAACUUAAGACUGAUAAGGCUAAUUUAAGAAUAAAUCUCUGUGAAUGCUGGAUUAGGCACUUUUUUGGAGGGUGAGGAGAAUUUGUGCCCCGAAAAGUUUAGUUUUAAGGUCCUUACACAUCGUGGCCGACGCAAAUAUAGAGCGCGAAAUUACGAAAUAUUUGGAGAAGAAUUUUGACGCCUUUGAUUAUACACAUCAGCCCGAUGCGAUUUUGCGACUUUCCAGGGGGAAAAAGACGCGUCCUAGGUGCAAGCGAGUAGACUGACACAACAGCAGACUGACUGUUUUUCAGUUCUGAUUAGACACUAGUGUUGAGAUGUCUGUCUGUCAUGAAAGCAUGUACUGAGUCAGGGCCAGUACCAGAUAAGCACAUAAAGCUGUAAUCCAUACCCAUAAGGUAACAACUGAGACCUAACAGUGCUGUGACAGCAACGUGAUUGAGCUUGAGACAGUGAAAAUACAUAUGGUAUGUUGUAUCUGAACAGGUUAGCUUACGAGCUAAAGUCUUUUAUCAAAAAGCACUCGUAAACAAUCAGCCUGUCGGCCAUGUUGGAUAUACCGGUGAAUCUGAUGUUGCAACAACACGCAAUCUGAUUGGUCAGAAGUGGACACACAGUAUGCGAAACUUUAGACAAAUGGACCAUGAUCCGAAAAAAUAAAUGCCGCAAUAUUGCAGGACGGGAAAACGUCACUGGUGUGAACGCUUGUAUUGACAGAAUACAGGUUUAAAAAAAAAUAUUGACGUCCGAGAUAAUCGCAUAGCAAAAACGAUCCCGGUGUGAAAGGACGUUUAGUUUAAUCAAACUUUAAAACAAACUUUUAUGCGCCAGUUGCUCAGAAGUUGACCUCUCACUCUUGUCUUCAGAUGGGGACAAACAAGUGUGCGAGUCAGGCUGGGAUGACAGCUUAUGGAACCCGAAGGCACUUGUAUGAUCCAAAGACUCAGACUGACAAACCAUACGACCAGACCACAAUCAGCUUGCAGAUGGGAACCAACAAAGGAGCCAGCCAGGUUAAAACCCCACUCUUCUUCUAAUGCUGCAUGUAUUUUUUUUCAGUAUUUCACUAAAAUUAGGUAAAGCCACAAUUACUUAACUAAGCCAGGAAGUAUAUGUUCAGAUAGAUUUUAAAAGGCAGGCCUUGCUUCGUCUACUUCUUGACCCAGGAAACCAGAUUUCUGACCACCUGUCACUGAAAUUAGAGGAAUCAGUUCAUUUUUGAAGGCAGCCAUACUGCAAGAAAUUUUGCCCUGCAGUCUGACUCAAGGGGUGUAUCCACACCUCCUAUGAAGCACUCUCUUUUUUCUGUAAAAAGCGAAGGCCAUGUCAAUAAAUUUGGGAGCGCUCCUGACUAAUAAUAGUUCUGUCAUGUUUCCCAAGAGACUCAUCCUUUGAUCUAACAGAACUGCUGUGUCCACAGUUUGAGUCAUUGCUUCACAUUGAGCAUACCAAAAAGCUGCUCCCUCAAAGAGUCAAAGGUGGACUAAGAGAUAAGAAUGGGAAAAUAGAGACAAACCACGAGGAGUUUAACACAUUUUCAAAGGGUGUUAUGAGGGACUUGACUACUCAGAUGGAGAUCAACAAAACUACAGCCUUUAUUUUAACAACUUAAUUAAUGUAUUUGAAGGAAACAAUAAAAUUAAUUUGAAAAAAAGAGAUAAAAAAUUGCCAAACAGAAUAUUUGACUCAUAAAAAUCUGGGAUGUGUGAUUUAAGUUUUUCAUUGAUUUAUUUAUGUAUUCGUUUAUCUGUUUAUGUAUUGCCUUUCAUUAAAGACUUGCAUUUCUAUUUGUGUCCAUAGGAGGGCAGAGUUGCAUUCAAUAACAGACAGAAACGGUGGUGCUGCCCUAUGAUAGAUAGCAUGAAACAAGUUACUCAUAGGCCCCCCAUCUUAUACUCUAACAUACCCCCUUCCAAAUUUUUUCAAGUUUCUAUUUCAUAUUAAAUCAUGUACACUUUCACUCUGUUUUUUUAAAGGAGUGAUUUAGAUACAUACAUUAUCCUCUGCAAAAUGUUGAUUUUAAUGCAGCUGACUCUCCCAAAUGGGCAAGAUGUAGUUCCCUCAACCUUUUCAAGUCACUGGGCUGAUAACUUUACCAAUAAAUUAAUGCCAUAAAAAAAUUCAUGCAUGAGUUAUAAAGACCACUUGAAUCCCUUUUAUUUACUAUUUUGGUGCUCAUGGCUCCACAGCUAGAGCAAGUUUAUAAUGUAAUAGUUUGCAACACUGUACAGUUUGUAAUAAUGAUAAUACAUUUUAUUCAUAGACGCCUUCCAAAACACCCAAGAAAACUUUGCAACACAGUUUUUGAUAGUGUUAACUUGUAGAUUAAAAUAUUUGUUUUGCACCCAAUAAAUGAAAAACAUGUGAAAGCUAAUUUUGUCCAGAACACCAAAUUUGGGCUUUUACCAUCAGAGUUUUUUUUUGUUUGUUUGUUUGUUUGUUUGUCGUCUCCCUGGUGGAGUCAUCCACUGGGCCAUCUCCUAAAAGACAGCAAGGCAUACAUUCUAUAUGGGAAAUUUUAUGAAGACUAAAUCUGUUUAUCAGACAUUCACUACAUGACAUAUGUAUAAAAACUAUCUUAUUGUAAUUCUGGUUUCUUUCAGGCGGGUAUGUCAGCCCCCGGAACCCGCAGGGACAUCUUUGACCAGAAGGUGGCACUGCAGCCUCUGGACAACUCCACCAUCUCCCUCCAAAUGGGAACCAACAAGGUGGCGUCCCAGAGGGGCAUGAGUGUGUAUGGUCUGGGUCGUCAAGUCUAUGACCCCAAGUACUGUGCCCCCCCAACAGAGCCUGUCAUCCAUACAAAUGGCAGCCAGGGCACUGGCACCAACGGGUCAGAGAUCAGCGAUAGUGACUAUCAGGCUGAAUUCCAUGAGGAUGAAUACCACGGGAGUUACCAUGACGACUAUAGCACCCAUUACAACGAUCAGGGUAUUGACUAUUAGUCAAGACCUCCCCCUUUCAAAGCAGUAUUAAGAAGUGUAUUUUGUCAACUACACAAAUUAGCGAGUCUUUUGCUGUUAUGACUAGUCAUUCUUGUCUUGAAGCAUCAAAUGUUGCCUUUAAUGCUUUCCUUUUCACUUUGACAUUUUUGAUAUGGAAAAUAAAGGUUGUAAGAAGUUGUAGCAGCAUAAUGAGAUACAGACUCAGACUUUUAAGUGUAAGAGUAAUAUUUUUAGUACCUACUCUUUAAAAAAAACGUCUUAAUUUUUGAACAUGUAAUAUGUGAUAACUUUGUGCCUGAAUGAUAAAGCACCAAGUGAAAUGACUGCGAUGUGUUUCCCUGGAGCGAAACUUUGCUGAUGUGCUUUAUGCAAAAAAAAAAAAAGGAAUUUCAAUGUGUAGUUCUGUUUUUGUCCGCCCUGUAUACAUGAACCCCACCACAGCUUGUGAUGCUGGUAUGUCUUUUUGUCUCAUUUAAUCACUAGAUUUUUUUCUAAUAAUAAUAAUUAAUGUAAAUGAUAGCUUUACAGAUGACCAUUCCUGAACAGACUGUUUUACAGCCGAUCUUCCUCAUUCCAUCAUGUGACGUCAAUUCCCGUGUUUUUCUUUUUGUAUCCACAAAUUGUAUAUAUUGCAAUCACAUACAUUGUUGAACAGUUUACUGUUACAUGGUUUGUAAAGAAAAUUGUAUGCUAUAAAUAAAACCCUAUAUUCUUUGAAUAUCAGGAAACUUGUGUGUUGACUUCUGCUGUGGCUGUGGCUUUAGUGGUGGAGCUGGUCUUCUCACAUGUUGAGCUCAAAAGAACAAGAGCUACGUCAUUAGGAGAAGUUUGGGCUUCAGUGUCAUGCUCAAAGAAACCUCAGCAUGUGACUGCAGAAGCUAGCAUCAGACUGCACUCCCACUCCUGAGCCACAGCCGCCCCAACAACGGUGGAAAAGUUGUGCUAAUUUCCUGCUACAUUAUAAGGGGUGAUCUUGGGAGAUCUUGAUUCUUAACUGUAGGAAAUACGUUCAAAACUAGUUGAAAGUUUAAGUUUUUUACCUAUUUGUAGACUCAAACCUAUGACACUCUGGUCAUGCUGUUUGUGGAUUUCAGUUUCACUUUCAAUUAGAAAAAUAAAUAAAUAAAUAAAACGUUACUUAAACAGCAAA